GGGCCCAGCCCAGGGCUCUCGGGGGCGGCGGGGGAGGGGGCCGCCUCCUGGAAGGUUGCGACCUGUGGCUCGAGGCCCGGCUGAGACCUAGAGCGUGUCCCCGGGAGCCGCCGCCUGGUCCGGGGGAUGCUGCCCCGAGGGCGGGCAUCCUACCUGUUGGGCAGGUGGUUUCCUGCCCUGAGGCCCGCACCGUGGAGCUCGAGACUGUCWGCAGAGAACUUCACAGCCCCCGCCCCGCACCUCUAACUGAAGGGACUGGACUGACACAGUUGAAUCAGGCAGCGCAGCCCUGCGUGGCAGAACUAGUGCUAAUGCCGCCCCUCACUGUCGGCUCUGCUUCGUCUUUUACAUACGUUUAACCCCCCGUGACGAUCCUUCCAGCUCUGGAAAGGAAGAGAAAUGGAAGUGAAAAAAUUGAGCAUUUCCUGGCAGUUCUUGAUAGUUCUGGUUCUGAUCCUGCAAAUUCUGUCUGCGUUGGAUUUUGACCCAUACAGAGUCCUAGGGGUCAGCCGAACAGCCAGUCAGGCUGAUAUUAAAAAGGCUUAUAAGAAGCUCGCCCGGGAAUGGCAUCCCGACAAAAACAAAGACCCUGGAGCAGAAGACAAAUUCAUUCAGAUCAGCAAGGCUUAUGAGAUUCUUUCCAAUGAAGAAAAGCGAUCCCACUAUGACCACUACGGCGAUGCUGGGGAGAGCCAGGACUACCAGAAGCAGCAGCAACGGGAAUAUCGCUUCCGCCAUUUCCAUGAGAAUUUUUAUUUUGAUGAAUCCUUCUUUCACUUUCCUUUCAAUUCUGAGCGGCGGGACUCCAUCGAUGAGAAGUAUUUAUUGCACUUUUCCCACUAUGUGAACGAAGUAGUUCCAGACAGCUUCAAGAAACCCUACCUCAUUAAGAUCACCUCGGAUUGGUGCUUCAGUUGUAUCCAUAUCGAGCCUGUUUGGAAAGAAGUAGUCCAAGAACUGGAAGGACUGGGUGUGGGAAUCGGCGUGGUCCAUGCUGGGUACGAGAGACGCCUGGCCCAUCACCUGGGAGCACAUAGCACACCCUCUAUCCUGGGAAUCAUAAAUGGGAAAAUCUCCUUCUUCCACAAUGCAGUUGUUCGUGAGAACCUCCGGCAGUUUGUAGAAAGCCUUCUUCCAGGGAACUUGGUGGAGAAGGUUACAAAUAAAAAUUACAUCCGAUUCCUCUCUGGCUGGCAGCAAGAGAAUAAACCGCACGUCCUUCUGUUCGACCAGGGGCCUACUGUGCCACUGCUGUACAAGUUGACCGCUUUUGCAUACAAAGAUUAUUUGUCAUUUGGAUAUGUAUAUGUCGGUUUGAGAGGGGUGGAGGAGAUGACCAGGCAGUAUAACAUCAAUGUAUAUGCCCCCACCAUCUUGAUCUUUAAAGAGCACAUAAACAAGCCGGCUGACAUGAUCCAGGCUCGAGGUCUGAAGAAGCAGGUCAUUGAAGACUUUUUAACCCAAAACAAGUACCUGUUGGCAGCCAGGCUUACCAGCCAGAAGUUGUUCCAUGAGCUCUGCCCAGUGAAACGAUCUCACCGACAGAGGAAGUACUGUGUGGUCUUACUGACUGCCGAGGCUCCCAAGUUGAGCARACCCUUCGAGGCCUUCCUGUCCUUUGCCCUGGCAAACACGCAGGACACCGUGCGGUUCGUACACGUCCACAGUGGGCGGCAGCAGGAGUUUGCCCGCACCCUGUUGACGGACAGCGAGGCAUUUCAGGGGAAGUCAGCGGUGUCUAUUUUAGAAAGACGUAACACGGCAGGAAGGGUGGUGUAUAAAACCCUGGAAGAUCCCUGGACUGGGAGUGAGAGUGAUAAAUUUAUCCUUUUGGGUUACCUCGACCAACUGCGGAAAGAUCCAGCUCUUCUGUCCUCUGAGGCUGUGCUCCCCGACCUAAUGGACGAACUUGCUCCCAUCUUUCUCCUCCGGUGGCUCUACUCUGCCUCUGACUACUUGGCCGACUGCUGGGACGGCAUAUUCCAUAGCAACUGGCGGGAGAUGAUGCCCCUCCUGUCCCUCAUCUUCUCUGCCCUCUUCAUCCUCUUCGGCACAGUCAUCGUCCAGGCAUUCAGUGACUCAAAUGACGAGCGAGAGUCCCACCCUCCAGACAAAGAGGAAGCCCCUGAGAAGGUCGGGAAGACUGAGCCGAGCUUCACCAAGGAGAACAGCAGCAAGAUUCCGAAGAAAGGCUUCGUGGAGGUAACAGAACUCACGGAUGUGACAUACACCAGCAACCUGGUGCGCCUUAGGCCAGGCCACAUGAACGUGGUCCUCAUCCUGUCCAAUUCCACCAAGAACAGCCUGCUGCAGAAGUUUGCCCUGGAGGUGUACUCGUUCACUGGCAGCAGCUGCCUGCACUUCUCCUUCCUGAGCCUGGACAAGCACAGAGAGUGGCUGGAAUACUUACUGGAAUUUGCUCAAGACGCAGCCCCGAUCCCCAACCAGUAUGACAAGCACUUCCUGGAGCGGGACUACACUGGCUACGUCCUGGCCCUGAACGGCCACAAGAAAUACUUCUGCCUCUUCAAACCCCAAAAAACGGUGGAAGAGGAGGAGGCCAUGGGGUCCUGCGGUGACCUCGACCCCUCCCUCCCCCUGGGCGAGUCUCGGGGGAGACCCUCCUGCGGCCUGGGACCGCGGCCCAUCAAGGGAAAGCUGAGCAAGUUGUCCCUGUGGAUGGAGCGCCUGUUGGAAGGGUCCCUGCAGAGGUUCUACAUCCCCUCCUGGCCCGAGCUAGACUGAGAGGCUUCAGAAAGAGAUGUGAACUCUCCAGCUUUUUAACAUGCCCCAGGAACAGGUAUUUUUCAGGACUCAAUCACCACGGACAAAGCAUAGAUUUUAGAUUACUCUUUUAGAACAGUGGUGGGAAGAACCUCUCCGUCCGGCCCUCACUCCCGUCCUCACCUGGGAGGGAAACACGCUACAGGUUCGAAUUCUCUAGAUCAAAAUAUUUCCCUUUGGGUUUUUUGACUUCAGUUGAAUGCCGCACUAUUUAAAUAGACUGCUCCUUCCCUCCUCUUUGCUGCCUCUGUCCCGGGCUCACACCACCUGCCCCUUCCUGGCCCUUCAUUGGAGAAACAGCRGCACCCAGACGGAACCUCAGGAGCCUGUCCCACAAGUCCAGUCACUUGCCCCUGCACACCCUCAGGCCCGCGCUGGCCCCUGCUGAGCUUCUGCCCAGGCGCAUGCUCCCCACCCUGACCACCACCUUGCCUUCUCGGCCUGCCCCUUGAACGAGGCCUGGUGCCAAGCAGUCUCAUGCACAGUGGUAGUUCUGGGAGUCAGUGGCAAGAAGUGCAUCUUGCGGGGGAUCCCCCACAGCAGUUUGCCAGCCACAGCUUUGAAAGGAAAGGGUCUAGUGGGGUCUCCGGAUUGGAGCCUGGUUUUCCUCCCCAGCCAGGGGAAGGGAGGUCUGGGCGGCAGCUGGAGGGAUCCUUUGUGAGCAUCACAUCACCCCCCCCAUCCCGGGGAGGAGUCUGCCCUGCAAGAGCACUGUCAUGACUUUGAGCCGUUGACCUGUACGUUCUCAGAUGCCUUUCUGCCUGUGAUUGUAGGGUGUGGAUAUUAGGAGCCAUAACUUGUGAUCUUGUUCUCUGAACGUAGAUAAGCUGCUAUAUAAAGCCAGUAGAUGUCAGACUGAAAACAGAUUAUUCCUGCCUGCCAGAGUCGGGGAGGAAGCUCUUCACUCCGGUGGCGUCUGUCUAGUAACACUCUAGACACAUCUUUGUAUCAAGGAACUUAAACCCUCAACAACUGUAUUUUGAACACUGUUACCCAAAAAAUGCUUUGUCUUCAAGUCGUCUUUUGUGACAGGUGAGCUCAGACGGACUCUAGGCCCAUUUUGCAAGCAGCCUGCCUUCCGCCUCUGGCUGUGCUUUGGCACUAUGGCUUUGUCGCUGUUCCCCUCUCCCUUGACGGUCAGCUGUGGGUUUGCUGCACACUCUACAUGGGCUCUGGGCCCCUUGAGGGCAGGCCUUUGUUUUGGGGGCCAGACCACCAGGAAUUUGGACAAUUUCCAAGAGUGGUCUGUCAAAGCAAAUGCCCUUUUGUAGAGUAAAGGGCAAAAAUCAGGGAUGGGUCAUUUACUGAGUUAGUGUUUCUUUAAUCAUAAUUGCUUUAAACCAAGCCACUUGGAUCCUGAAUAAUUUAAACCUUGAGCUACAGUGGUAAAUAAUAAAUCAUAUGAGCCCAGGAAUUCAUACAGCUUCAUGGAGUCAGUCUAGAGCUUUAUUUAAAUUAUAAAUAAAUCACUGCCAGGGCUUCAUUCUUCCCACGAUCCUUUGGAAGUGGAUGCUCACUCUGGAAUCCCUGUCUCGUGGCACCCAGCCCCGGGAGCUCCUUAGCUCUUUGAUACACCAGUCCUUAAAAUUAAUUUCUGGGGUUUUGUUUUGUUUGGAUACUAGGGACUGAACCCAGGGACACUUUACCACUG
Molecule: messenger RNA, 4435 nt
Organism: Urocitellus parryii (Arctic ground squirrel)
Lineage: Eukaryota; Metazoa; Chordata; Mammalia; Rodentia; Sciuridae
Gene: Dnajc16
Product: DnaJ heat shock protein family (Hsp40) member C16
Source: RefSeq, a predicted model, not a curated record